Messenger RNA from Angiostrongylus costaricensis, 984 nucleotides. The record is from the annotation of a GenBank genome assembly. NCBI's taxonomy places the organism in Eukaryota, Metazoa, Nematoda, Chromadorea, Rhabditida, Metastrongylidae.
AUGUGCGAGGCGGAUUCCGUCAGUAUAAACCAUCGCUUUUAUUCUUACCUUGGUAGUCAUACAGAAGGAGAUGUAUUGCUUAGGGAAAAAUAUUGGAAUGAUGCGAAAAAAUUAUCAUCCUUGGUUGAAGGAUACCGACCAACAUCAUCUUCCACUCAGACAGCUCGAUUUUCACCACGUAAUUCCGAUCAAAGUAAAAAAGAUCAGGAAAAUUAUGGCGAGAACAAAAUAUCAUCGGUUGCUAUGAAAAAACAUCAGCACCUCAUGCAGGAACCAAAUGAAUCAAAACAUCAGUGUUUCGUUGGAGGUACAACUGAUAAGUACCAUCAUCAGAAUUGUGGAAACCAUUACAAACAUCGAAGUAGGAACGAGAAUCCAUAUGAAAAUUUAACAGCUACAAAAGACAUCCAUCAAGGAUCGCAUGAAACAGGUCCCGGAAAUCACGGUCGUCAUUUCUACGCUAAGGAACGUCAUUUUUGCGAAUGUUCAGAGGAUUUUCGCGGAAAUGAAGAGUCUGAGCAAGAAGAUCGUGGCAGUUUUAUGAAUCCUGACGUGAAUGAGAGAACGGUCGCUGGUGAGCAGAUGAAAUAUUUCUUCCACUAUUAUCCGUAUCCAACAGGUAGUGUUGGCGUUACACUGCACGAAUUUCAAGACCCAUCGCUUGCUACGUCGUUGGAACCUAGUUCACUAAAACCUGACGAUAUUCUCAGAAUUAUCGAUGGGUUCGCAAAGCAAGGAAUUAAACCGUAUAAAAGGGAAUUGACAGUGCAAGAGUAUAAAGACGUGAUGCGAGCUGUGGUACGUGAAUGCUACAAGAAGAAAAUUUUGGACGGAAACAGGAUCAAAGAGAGAGUCAAAGAAUGUGUAGAAACACUGAGAAGAGGAGAGCCGUUAUCUCUUGGAUAUCGUUCUUCGAAAAGGCCAGAACCCCCUGAGCAUACUGAGUUGCCAGUGCCGACAAAACGUUCUAAAACGGAUCCAUAG